GUUCACAACAACUUCCGGUUUUCGAGCUGCUGUCGUAGCUAUCAACAGCUGCAGAUGCUUUGUGCUCACCGUCGGCAGUUUCGGGCAGAUUGAUCAGUUGAACCGCUCUGCGGUUUGCUUAAUGGCUGCAGGUCAACCGCGGAGGAUCAGCCAGACAACAGCGGUCACAUGAGAAGGAAAGGAAGGCUGCGAUGGAGAAGAGCCACAUUGCAGCUCUGAAGAUGGUUUGAGAUUCCAGUACAGCUUCGAUUCCUCCCUACUGAGACUCUGAGGGUGUGAUGGUCAUCUAACCCAGUGCUGACCUUCUGACUGUCCAUGUCAUCAGAGCCAAUGGACAGUCACUGCCUGCUGUGUCUCACUGUAACCCUGCUGGCUUUGCUGAAUCCAUGCCUGACCAGGCUGACACCCAGAGUCUCCUUCCCAUUGGGUAGCCCAGGGAGACAUCUCACCUGCUUCAGCAGCCAUGACCUCAGUAACACCACAACCCUGCUUCUCAGUGCGAAUGGAGAAAAGCUGUAUGUAGGAGCUCGUGAUGCUGUGUUAGCGCUGGAUGUUGGUCAUAAAGACACUGUCCUCCUGAGGAGCAAGCUGGACUGGAGCCCUUCAGAAAAAGACCUGGAAGAGUGUUCUAUGAAGGGCAAGAAAAUGGCAGACUGUCCCAAUUUCAUCCGAGUUCUGCAGUUCUUAAACAGCACUCACAUGUACGCCUGUGGAACAUUUGCCUUUAGUCCUCGCUGCACAUAUAUCAACUCAGAGACACUCACAAUGAGCCUCAACACUGAUGAAGGGAGAGGUCGCUGCCCUUAUGACCCCUACCAGCGCAACACUGCUAUCACUGUGGGUGGAGAGCUUUAUACCGGCACUGUGGCAGACUACAGAGGGAACCGACCAGUCAUCUCCCGACACCUCAGUGAGGGCAGCCGGGUGGACCUUAAAUUGGAUGACACAUUAGGAUGGCUGGAGGAUCCAACCUUCAUCAGCUCCAAGUUCAUUCCACAUGAGGAGAAAAUCUACUUUUUCUUCAGUGAAGUGGGCAGAGAGUAUAACUUCAUAGACAAGUUUGUUGUCUCUCGUGUUUCUCAGGUCUGCCUGAGUGACGUCGGAGGUCAGCGCACUCUGCAGAGACGAUGGACCACAUUUGUCAAAGCUCAGCUGUUGUGCCAAGAUGGCAGCGAGCUCCCUUACAAUGUGAUCCAGGAUAUUGACGUGCUUCCACCAGCAGAGGGCGCUUCAAUGGAUGACACACUGUUUUAUGGCAUCUUCACCUCUCAGUGGACUGUGAACUCUGGAAGGUCAGCGGUGUGUUCCUUCACUCUGACUGAGAUCAAAUCCGUUUUCUCCGGGAACUACAAAGUCCUGAACAGAGACACGUUGCAGUGGAGCGCACGAGUCCAAGAGAAGGUGGCAAACCCAGGAGAGUGUGGCCUGCACAAUGCCUCAGAUAACGCUCUGCGCUUUGUUAAAAAAAACUUCCUGGCAGAGGACAGCGUGCGUCCGGCUGGAAGACGCCUGACCUUGGUGUCUCAUGAGCACACCUACAGCCACCUGACAGUUCAGAGAGUCCAGGCUGCCAAUAAAAAGCUCUACACUGUCCUGUUUCUGCUGACAGAGUCUGGUCACUUACACAAAGCAGUGCUGCUCCAACAGGGGCCCUACAUCAUAGAGGAGGUUCAGGUUUUUAAGCUUCCCCAGCCAAUCAGGAGCCUGAAGUUGUCUAUCCCAAAGGGUAUGCUAUAUGUUGGAACAUCAGAGGGGGUGGUGAGGAUUCCAACUGCUAACUGCUCCUACUACUGGACCUGUGCCCAGUGUGUUCUUUCCCGGGAUCCUUUCUGUGGUUGGGAUGCAGCCAGCAGGGCCUGUGUGGAGGUCUCUGUCACCCAGACCAUGCUAAGCCAGGACACAGAUGGAGGAAAUGUUGAAGAAGCCUGUAACAGUGUUUCAUUAACACAGAGAACCAAAUUUGGACCAAGUAAGAUGCCCACAGCCUCGUGUCCUGCAGGUGAGCUGGUCUCCGUGUCUCUGAACAACGUGGUGCGGCUGCACUGUCCUGCAGCAUCACAGCUGUCCCACCAGCUGUGGGAGCGUCCAAACAGCCGCCUGUCCUCAGACCUCUACCUCCACCUGCAGGAUGGGAGCCUCAGCUUUGUGGCCACCCCAGCCACCCUGGGCCACUACCUGUGUUUGUCCACAGAGAACGGCUACCGACAGACCAUGGCCAUUUAUCACGUCAAGCAGAAGAGCAGUCCCAUGGCUCAGUCUCCAAGCAGCUACACCAGGAGCCACACGCGAGCCCAGCCCACCAGGGAGGGGCCUAAAGAGACAGAAUCCAGACCAGCAGAGACAAAACCCUCACUGUCCAUCGGGAACACUCCAGUCACCACCAGGCAGCUUGAUAGAAAUGUAACUUUGCAGAUGAAAGAAUUUGAAGAUCUGGAAACAAAAUUCCGUAAUGGGAAUCCGCUGCUGUCAGCUCGCUGCCCCAGCUACCUGAAGGAGCUGAUGGUGGUGUCCGUUCUGCUGGUGCUGUGCCUCAGUCUGCUCAUCACAGUCAUUUUGUAUGUUCUCAGACAGCAGUGGCGGAGACAGACUGCACCUGGAAUGGGAACUCCAAGCAGGAGCUGCGACCGGAGGACCAGUGAGGAGCAGGAGGUCUUGAGGGAGAAUGAGUUUGGGAGCAAAGCCAAUGGUCAAGCGCCCUCUGGUGGACAUGCCAGUGGCUUGGUUUGUAAUGGGAACCUUACAGACUCUACCCAGAAUUUGCCAAACACUCCCUUCUGAGCAGCAGCCAAAGAGCCUUUUGAGCUGGUACAGAGAAGAGCACCAUGGAGGGAAAACGUUCCAGUUGCAGGGUUCAUUUGGUGAGCGCUGUUCCUGUGCAGGGCUCACCAAAUGAACACUCUGCGAAUUUAGACUUCCUAAGUUUUUUGUAGCCUGAGUGAGCACAAGUGGGGCAGCCACUUGUGCUUUUUAAAGGGAACACGACCUUUUCCAAUACAAAUGAAUGGUAGUUGGAUCCUAGCAAACAAAGUAGAGCUUAGUCUUUAAACCACAUCUGAGAUCUGACUUUUAGCUCAAGUCUCAUGAAACGUAUAAAACUGUUUUAUGAACUGUUAGCAGUUCAACUGUGGGUCAGUAGCCAAAACCCACCUGUCCAGUUAGAAUGCUUCUGAGGUAACAGGGAUGUGAUGAUAGAGGGAGCUGUUGGGAUCAAACAGUGUUCUGCACCUCACUGAUGUGCCUUGGAUGCAUUUUUAAAGAUGUUCUGGUGGAGUUCUUCUUAACACUUUAUCUGAUUUUCUUUUCAUCACAUUCUAGACUUUUUUAAAAUCUCAUUUAUAUUCCUAAACUCCUGUUUUGAUGACACUGUGCUGUCAUUCCACAUGUUUACCUGCUCAUCAAUAAACCAGCUGAUCUGUCAAAGGAUUGUUUUUGAACUGUCCCAGUGGAUCCUGUAUAGUUUUAUCUGUAGAAGAAGAAAGAAUCAUAUAAUAGAAUAUGUGUAGGAGGAACAUUCUUCUAAUCUGUCCUUUAUCAAUAUUCCAAUAAUUUAUUCUUUGUGCUUCAUUUAUAUUGCAAAACGAACUAAGAAAAACUUAAACCAACACUGAGUCAUACGUAGAAAUAUCCAUUUAUUGCCUAGAGUUCAGUUGAGUUGUUGAUCUCAUGUGACACGUGGUGCGUCACCAAACUGUUCCUGCAGUUCAUUGUAAGACUCAGGAAGAGACGUCAAUAUGGAUGCACACAGCUGAGGAUUAGUCACUCUCAACAUUAUCAGAACAGUCGCUUUUACCAGUUGUACCACCUUGUACAAUACUUAGCGACAGUUCUUACUAAACUAGCAAAUUAAAUGAACAUACUAGAAUGCUCUUUGACUAAUAACAACUGUCAAUUCAUUUCAAAAAUACUUUAAUAAUCUCAGAGGGAAAAUAAAUGCAGCAUCUUGGUGCAGUCACUGGAGGAAGUAAAAGGCCCAGCAUGGUUGGGCUGGAGUCAAACUGCCGGCGUGUGCUCAGAGGGUUUUGUUAUGUUUGUUUUUGUACAGACCCUUCGAAGUCCACAGUGAACCCUCCGCCUGCAGAGGAUGUCAUGGUGAUUUGGCAUAUGUGUAAUUCACAAGCGUACAAUAAACACAGGGAGUCUGGGUGGAACAACUGCUGCAAAUUUACAACUCCAGGAGAGGAGGAAAAAUAGUUGAUCAAUUAGUCAAUAAUAUAAGACGCAAAAGACACGUGAUCAGUGUCAAUAGGUAAUACAUCUGAUAAAAUAUUCAUCAUAUAGAAUAUCCACUGAAUUCUCGUCCAGAACUGCACCACAUUCUGGAGGAUUUAGGCAUAUCCAGUGAAUCAAGGUUGGUGGGAUCAACUGACUUACUCACUCUUUGGUUACUUGGCAACAAUUUGGUAAGAAAGUUGCACAGCAGCAGUUUCAGGUUUUGCACUCAGAACUGCUUAGAAAUAAAUAAAUAAAAACAUUGUGGAAUGAAAACUGUAUUAAAGAGUUAAAGUCACUAUUUAAUGCACCAGUUUGGCAGUAUUUCAGAUAUUUAAAACAGAAACUAAUCAAUAAUUACCGAUAUAUACUGAUAUGAAACACUUGCAUUGUGAAGUUUUUCAGCUAUAUAUCUGGAAAAUAGGCUGCUACUUUUUCCACACACUUUGAACACUGCAAUGUGACUAACUUAUACAUUUUUACCAUUGAGUUUCAUGCUCUUGCUGCAUGAUGCAAGAGUGAAUUUGUGUCAAGACAAAAGUGACACUAAGAGCAACAAAGAGAGACAGAGGAAGUGAAUGUUGGACUGUUAAACAAUUCCAACAGUGAGGCAAAAUGGUUUUGGUGCGCAGGAUUAAGAUCAAGAUAGUGAUAAUGAUUUUCCUGAUAGGCUACAGAAUUUUAUUAUGUUUUUAUUAAGCAGCCAUAUUCCGGGCAUUGUUUGGAAGAGAUAUUUAUGGUAUGUAUUUGUGUAUGUAACCAGUACAUUUUUAUUUUAAAAGUUAAAACAGAAAUCUUUCUGUAUAAGUAACCAUAACAAUGUGGACACCUGCUAACUAUAUAUGAAAUCCUGUUCUCUUUUCAGUUAUUGGGUCCAGCUGACAUUCAGGUGGGCUCAGUUGUCCAGAGAUAACAGAACUUUCUCUCCUUAUAUCUGCAUAUAUCUUAUAUCAUUAUAUCUUAAUGCUGCAUGACUUGGGAGUUCACUCUGCAAAGACUCAUUUUUUUUUAAGCAGUACAUUUAACAUAUUUCAUAAACUAUUUUGUUAAAAUCUUGUUUUGGAAAUUCAUAAGAUUUAUCUUAUGAAUUAUGCUUUUACAAAAGCUGAAAAGAAAAUACACCUCUCACUAUUUACUUUAAUAGACCUUGGUUAUUUGUAUUACAGGAUUCAUACCAAUGCUUGAAAUCCUUGAAAAUGAUUGAAUUUCAGUUAGGUGUUUUCAAUGUUUGAUCAGAGCUUGAUUCUUUAAAUGGCUCAAAAGAAUGGUAAAUGCAAAUCAUUUACCAUUCUUUGCUUAUUUGUUGAAAUGUCCUCCAUUACCUACAUUAAUUAGAUUUUUGUUGCUGUGUUCACUCCUGAACUAUUUCACAUUUUCACUUUAAUUCUGUCCUGCUACCUAUUACUAAUCUAGCAAAUACAGUUGUUCCACCAACAGUUUCUAAUUACACCGUGCUAAAAAAAAUUGGUUAAACCUAAUGUCCACUGUGAUAGUGGAAAUGCAGUACACAAAUAGCUUAUCCACUUUUGGAUGUUCACAAUAAUCCUUUCUGAUGUCAGGGCAAUUACCUCAUUUUUCUGAACAGGAACCACUGCCUGUAGUUCAUUGUGGGUUUUGUGGCCCUGAAAGUCCACAUUCUAAAAUCACCGCCAAUAAAAACACCUUUAAACAAAUUAGGACACUCUUCAGACAACAUUGAGUCAUACCAAAAAAUCUUCACCUGAUAUCCACAUAAUUCACAGUUCAGUUCACAGUGACACCAGGUGUCACAUGUUUAUAUCAUGUGACACCUGGUGCGUCACCAAGCUGUUCAUACAAUUCACUGUAAGGCACAGGAAGAGAACCAAACAAAGAGGUUAUGACGAACAGUUGAGAAUUAGUCAUACUCUGAAUAUUAUCAGCUGAUAUUUACUAAACAGCCACAAAAUGCUGUUGAUCUUAUGGGUUAUUUGAUUCCUUUGGUCGGGUUUUUCUCUUUCGUUUCCUCAAAGAUUAUAGGGAAAAAAAGCUUUUUAGUCUUAAUUGUAAAUUUGUAAGUUCAAUUUUGUGACUUCACUGUACAAUUAUUACAAAACAGGAAUUCAACAAGCAAUUUAUAUUGUAUGUUUGGUAGUAACUAGUUACAUUUGCUCAAUUACAUUUAUUUAAGUAACGUUUUGGGGAAAAAAAUUAUAUAUACAUACAGUACAGACCAAAAGUUUGGACACACCUUGUAAUUGAAUUCAAUUACAAGGUGUGUCCAAAUUGAAUUCUUGUUACUGACUUGUUACUGACAGCUUCAAUGUGAACAUGUGGUAGAGUUUGGUUUUGGUAGUAUUUGUAUUUUGCAUUCACUGUAUUUUAGUGGUGGAUUCCAGACCAGUCUCACUCCAAGGCCAUGAUGAAUCUGAGAUUUUGUUUAUUUUUAUGAAUGGAGUAGAUUUGUUGAAGAAGUGGUAAAAUUGGUGGGUGCUGCUUUACUGUAAGUCUGUAUUUAACUGUUCUGAUGUUACAGAGUCUAGAUGUGAACUUCACACAUCUAGACUCUGUCGGGACUUGACACACCUUCAAUUACAAGGUGUGUCCAUACUUUUGGUCUGUACUGUAUAUUAUUUUUUAGGAGUAUUUUAACUGUGCUGUACUUUACAUUUUUGUUGUUCUGAAGUACUUUAGUAAAAUUUCUGGACUCUCCACCCACUGGAUGAAAAAACAAGAAAUUUAUCAACGACACAUACCAGCAGUUUUUGUUAAAGUUUCAUAUCUUUUACUUUGAAAGAAACUGAUUUGGAAAAAUUUUC
Molecule: messenger RNA, 6986 nt
Organism: Gambusia affinis (western mosquitofish)
Lineage: Eukaryota; Metazoa; Chordata; Actinopteri; Cyprinodontiformes; Poeciliidae
Gene: sema4ab
Product: sema domain, immunoglobulin domain (Ig), transmembrane domain (TM) and short cytoplasmic domain, (semaphorin) 4Ab
Exons: 15
Coding region: 316-2778 (820 amino acids)
Biological process (GO): axon guidance; negative chemotaxis; positive regulation of cell migration
Molecular function (GO): semaphorin receptor binding; chemorepellent activity
Source: RefSeq, a predicted model, not a curated record